GGAGGUUCGAUAUUUAUUGCGUGUUGAGGAUACGGUGGGGUUCGUUUUAGUGCGUAAUAAUCAUGUGAUUAUCUUGUCAUGAAGUGCAUAAUGUUAUGUAAUUGUAAGUUAUAAUAAAGUAAAAUUGUGAAGUGGCACUUGCCGAGUGUAGAUGGAGUGUGUGAACUGGUUUCACAAUAGGACUGUUGUAUUAUUAGAUUCGUACGGUUUUUCGUAGUUGAAACAAAUAACAGGUGACACUUAAUACUUUACUGUUUAAGAAGUAUUUGCUAUAAUUUUCAGGUGAAAAUAGGCAUUAAACAUGACCGAUUCACGUGCAAAGGAUUUCCAUAUUCAAGUGAUUGUUGGUACACUUAUUGAAGCUGCUGCUGACAGAGAUCAUGCAGUGCGUGAAGUUGUCAUCACUUCAUUACGGAGAAUUGCACAGAAACAUGCAAGUGUUGUGCUAAAAGAUAUGGUUGCAUAUCGAAUGAGAAAUCCCAAGCUUACAGCAUCACAUCUGAUAGCACUGUUGCAAGCAAUGGAGCAGAUAUGUAAGGAACGCUUUCAAGAUAUUGAUGAUGAUGUGGUGCAUCAGUUGAUAGAAUUCAGUGUUGAAGAGAUGACUCAGACUGCAGACUACCUGCCAGACCAACAGUUGCCCACAUCAGGUAUUCUUGUGGCUCUGGGACAAGCUCACUGCAUUGAGGUGAUGGAAGGCCUUCUCAGGCAGUUCCAACCAGGUGUAUAUCCUCACUAUACAAUUCUUCAUACCAUGGGAGCUCUAGCUUCAGCCAAUGUGUUUGGUAUAGUGCCAUUUGUUAAAGCAACAUUGGGUACAAUGCUCCCUAUGGUGGGCCUGCUACGAAAUGAUGCUAUGAAGCAAGUGUUCUCAUAUACUCUGGGGAGGUUCUGUGAUGCAGUGUCUGAGUACUUAGCAAACAUUGACCAUGCUCCAGAUCCUACAGUGAAGAAAGAAGCAUUUUCAUCAGAAAUAAAUAUAGCUUAUGAUGUCUUGGCAAAUACAUGGAUUCAUAUCCGGGAACCAAAGGUCUGUGAGACUGUAUUACAAGCAAUUGGUCUGAUGUUCCCCCUGCUUCCAUCUGAGAAAGUUACUGAGCAGGUUCCAAGACUUGUUCCUGUUCUGCUUGGUCUAUACCGACGCAGUGUGGAUCCAUAUCCUAUAACACAAUGCCUUUCAGCUGUCUUGGAUGUGGCCCUUUCUCUUAACAAAAGUACUGUGGAACCACUUUUGGAUAAUCUGCAGAAUAUCAUGUUUGAUUUGGUAUGCACAUCACCAGACUAUGCCCAACCUGAGACUGCAAAGAAUCAUUAUGAAGUUCUGCGAUGCUUCAACUGUAUAGCGGGCCAUUUCCUGGACAGAGUCAUUGAACUUCUGAUUCAGCAGCUAAAAAACAACAAUGACAGAGAGAGAAUUAAGGCCCUUUUUGUUGUCACCCACCUUGUGAAUUCGUCAGAAAACCUUAUUCACCCCAGGAUUGCGAACCUUCUGACUGCUUUGAGAAAUAUGCUGGGAGAACAUAAUGUCAAGGUGAAGAAAGUGCUUUUGAAGGCUAUAGUUGCCUUUGCUUCUCAUGGAUAUUUGGAUGGUACUGAAGGGAAAGAAUGUGUGGAAUUUAUUGUGAAACACUGUUGUCCUCAUCCAGCAUCAGUUGUUGGGAAAGACUUAAACAAUAGUAGCUUGCUGGAGGAACUACAAGGGACCUGUGCAAACACUCUCUAUCUCCUGGCAACCACAGUUCCACACAUAGAAAACACACUGUGGCCAGUGUUGCUUCAUUGUCUGCUAGCAAGUCAGUACACUCCGGCAUGCUCUCAUAUUGCACGCUGUCUAGUAUAUCUUGCAACAAAAAGGAAGGACCAACUGAACUUCACUGAGAGCUCUGCAAAAUUGAUACAAGAGGUGAUAGGUCCACAUGUUAUACUGGGUCGUUGUCUGGCGCUACUGGGUUGUCCACUCAAGUCUGGCAGAGGGAUUUACAUCCUUCAGUUCCUCAGGAAUUAUGUUUUGAAUGUCAGUCGUCAUUUGAAACCGCUGUGGGAGAAGAAGAUACCAGAGCUAGUCUGUCACAUUGAUCGUUGUAAAGACAAUUGGGAUGAACGGGUUUGGGAAGAUCAUCUUCUUCAGUUUCUGUCAGAAACUCUGACUGAGGUGGAUGAAGAAAAAUGGUCAGUUGGUCUGGGAGUGAAGCUAAUGGAGCAGUCAUCACUUUAUCAAAGCUAUCCAGAGGAGCGAGGCAUGCUGUUCAAAUGCCUAGCUGUUAUAGUUUGCCAUACCACUGAUACACAGUUCAUCAGUCAACAACUGGAUGUUAUAUUGAGUUCCAUGAGACAGAACUCAACUAAUGAAAGCAAGGCUUGUGCAAGAGCAGUUGGGAUCUGUGCUCGCAGCCACUUAGAGUUGGUGUUACUUAAAUUAGAGAAGAUGAGAAAGGAGGAGCUGAUACGCAAAUCUUCUCGUCUUCUUAACUUCAUGAAGGAUGUGAAGCAUGAGGUUGAGGUGGAGCGAGUAAGACUGACACUUUUGCUGUGUUAUGGUGAGGUGGCACUUCAGGCCUCAGACACGCAGUUGCUGCCACAGCUGGAGCAAGGUGUUGCACAAUGGGUGCUUCAGCAAAUGCAGACUGCUAAGGAUGCAUCAGUUAGAGAAGCAUCACUCAGAACACUUGGCAACAUUGCAGAAGCACUUCAUCCUAAUCGCAACACACUGCAUGUCAUUCUUCAGAGUCGUAAUGAAAUGCUGAGUCAGACAUUGAGUCAGCUGCAUCCUCAGUACAGCAACACUGGCCCUAUCAAUAGACGACUUGAGUUAUAUCCCAUUGUUCUGCAUGUUGCAACAGCUCUUAUUAAAUUGCCACCAUCUCUGACAGCAGCAGAACGAGUGUCUGUCCUGAAGACUUGUUUUGACAGGGUAUACACUGCUGUAGCUCUCAUGGAAGAGGACAUCAAUCCUAAUGAAUCUCCUGGUGAUAUUAACAACAGUGUGGAUGUGGGGUGGGCAGAUCAUAUGAAUCUCAUCCUAGACUGCCUAGGUUCACUGGUCCAGGAACUUCUUCUGGACUCCGUAUCUCCUGCCACACUUGAUGACAUCUUUACACUUCUGGAACCAUGGCUAAUCAAGAAAAGCUCUCAACAGAGAGCAGCAUCUAUUAACACGCUCCAUUCUGUUUUGCAGUGCUACCUGGAUAAUGUAAACUUUUCAUAUGAGGCUCCUAGCAAGUUCAGCCAGUCUGGCCUGAUUCUGGGACGAGUGGUGCCACGAUGCACAGACCCCGGUAUGGCAGUGAGGCAGGAAGCUGUCAUUUGUGUGCAGUUAGUGCUUUGUUUGGCAGCACUUUAUGAGGGUUGUGUGGCAGACCAUGAUAAUGACUGUGCAAAUGACCUCUCACAAAUUCGAGACAAGUUUCUGACUGAAGAUCCAAAUGAAUUGUUCAGAGUUACAAAUGAAUUAGCCAAGAUAAUAUGUGCCAGGUUACCACAUAUUCAACUUAUCCAUUUCUUGGAUAGCCUUUUGGAUGGGCUGUUGGAUGUAGAGCCAUGUAGCUCAAGUGGCGCAAGUGUGGUGCUAAAUAUUCUGAUCAAAUCCAAGGGGGGAGAACUGUAUCACCAAGUUAAUGACAUACUGUGUAACAUCUUGGAGAGGUUGGUGAACAUUCAGUGUGUCCAGACCCGCAUGGGAAGUGUGCGGGCAAUACAUGCUCUAGCAAAUCACCACCCAAAGGCUGUAGUAACUGGACUCCUAAAGCAACCACUGCCAUAUGAUGUGUCAGUGGUUGAGUGUUGGACAGUACUGGCUCAAGAUCCUGUCCUCUCUGCAGAUAUUAUUGAGCAGUUUCUACAGCUUGUAAACAAUACAGCACCAUAUAGUGAGCAGACAGACGAGAACAAACUCAGGAUAGCAGCUUUGCAGCCGCUUGCUGCUAUAAGUGAAAUGCAUGAAAUGUUUCAACUUGCUACAAUGCACGAUAUUGCUGUGAAGAAAUUUCCAGAACUGUUUUCGGUUCUGCUGAUUGCACUGGGUUGCUAUGUUGGUACUUCACCACCUAUCUAUACUCCACAAAAUACAAAGAGCAAGAAAGACAAGUCAAUUUUUGUUCCUAAUCGAAAUGCAUAUAGACUUAUUCCAGCAAGGGUUGCUGUUGAAGCAUUUAAAUCUUUCUUGUUAUGUUCAAAAUGUGAGAAUGUAGCAGAAGCAUUACUCCAGUGCACACGUAUGGAUGCUGGCAACAGUCUCAGUUCUUUCAUUCAUAUGGUUCCUGCUCUCACAAGAGCUCUUUGUUCCCGCAUGCCUCAGUCCAUGCUUCGACUGGUGACCUGCCUGAAUCAGUAUGGUGCCAGCACUUUUGAAUCACAGAGAAUAGUAGUUGCUGCUUUUUAUGCAGAGUUAGUUCCCCUGAAUGCCGGUGGGCAAGCUGUGUUACUGGGAAGCAUUGUAAGCAAUCUGUUGAGUUUUUUGAAUGACCCAUCCCCUAUAGUAAGACGGCUCUGCCUUAAGGGCUUGUCUUCAGUGUCUCAUCUUGCCCAAGAACAGAAUCAGCAUUGUCAGCCUGUUCUAUCAGCAUUAAUCCAGGGACUGGAUGACCAUGAUAACAGCAACAACAUUCCACUGGAAGCUAUGAAGGGAUUCUCACAGAUGCUACAAGUUGUGGAUGUGGAGCAUGUGCAAGGUGUUCAGGUGUCUGUUGCAUUACGGAUAAAGCCAUUUUUUGAGAAUGAAAAUCCUGAUGUACGAGAAGCUGCUUUUCAAAUGUUUGGAGAUCUGGCAAAAUAUGGAGGAAUGAAUUCCAAAACAGCUUUUCAAGAGCAAGUCACUGGUAACUUGGUGUGCCUUCUGCUUCACUUAGAUGACAGCAGCAAAACUGUGGUCAAGGCUUGUAAGUAUGCACUGAGACAGUCAAGCCCUCUGUUAGGAGCAGAGAGGAUCAACAAGAUGAUGCAGGACCACCUGAAAGAUGCUGGAAGUUUGCAUUAUCCAGACUUCAUGGCUGAUCUUGUGAAGAUAAUUGUUGAAGAGUUGGCUGAAAUUACUCCAACUCUUGUGAUGAAUGCACUUGUGUACAUCAAGAGUUCAUGGCCAGUGAUACGAGGAAAUGCAGCCAUGUUUAUUGGUAAGGUUUUGAAACCAAGCACCAACCUAGUAACAGGUCAUCUAUAUGGAAAUCUACCUGACUUUAAUAAUGUAAACAAAGUUCAAUUGGACACAGUAUGUGCUCGUCUCAUCCAACUCCUGCAGGAUGAUGAUAAGGAGGUGCGAGCCAAGGUGGCAAAAGCUUUGAGCUAUCUUGUUAUGGUGUAGCUAAUGUUACAGAAUUGUGACUGAAUUUGAGGAAGUACAAGAACGGACUGAAAUUGUAAAUUUCAUUCCCCAUAACCAAAAGAUAAAGUGCCUGUGAUAUGAGAAUUAGCUUAACUUUGUUUCACCAGGUAACCCAACAGGGUUAAUUUGUUAUAUUAGUUUUCUGUUUAUACUUUUAUAAAAAACCCAAUACUUCCAAGUUGUUCCUUAUAUUCAGUUAUAUUUUUUGUAUAAUACUGGCAUGUUUUUUCAAGAUCUGCUUUAGUAGAUGUCUAGA
Messenger RNA from Cryptotermes secundus, 5573 nucleotides. It is a transcript of the gene c11.1, whose product is annotated as maestro heat-like repeat-containing protein family member 1. The record is from RefSeq and is a predicted model, not a curated record. The transcript has 28 exons. Gene Ontology annotation, cellular component: cytoplasm. The coding region runs from base 302 to 5296 and encodes 1664 amino acids. Lineage: Eukaryota; Metazoa; Arthropoda; Insecta; Blattodea; Kalotermitidae.